CCAUCCCCCCCUCCUCUCUCUCUCUCUCUCUCUCUCUCUCUCUCUCUCUCUCUCUCCCUGAAUGCUUGUGUUUCCAUACCGUUUGCGAGCCGGAGGAGGAACCCGCCAGCUCUCACGUUCAGAGGAGAACCAGGCCGCUAUUGAACGGAGAGAAAAACCGUCGCGCACACAUUCAAAGGAAUUACGGAAAUCUUUAAUUGCACGUCGAUUUGCAUAUCCAUUCCUCCAUUUGCCUUUCGCCCCUCAGAAUGGCAGGCGGACCCCCCCCCAGACAAAUUCAGUUUCCUCUACCAGACAGACAGCAGCCACAGCUUGAAGAGUAAGAGCAGACUGUCUUCCACCAUGAACCCAGUGUACAGUCCCGUACAGCCUGGGACCCCAUAUGGAAACCCUAAGAACAUGGCCUACACAGGGUACGCAGGAGCCUAUCCGACUGCAGCCCCUACCUACACGCCAAGCCUCUACCAGACAGGCAGCCCAGGUUACCCUCCAGUGGUGCUGGUGAAACCAGGCUGGCCCCAGACGGUGUCGGCCCCAGGGCCCGCCGACGGCUCCUUUGACCUGGCCGUGGACACAGGCUCAGAGAGCAGGCAGUUCCAGGCCUCCUCUACAGCAUUCAGAUACACUGCAGGGACCCCAUACAAAGUGCCCCCGACUCAGAGCAACGGGGCCCCCCCACCAUACUCCCCCUCCCCCAACCCGUACCCCACCGCCAUGUACCCCAUACGAAGUGCCUACCCACAGCAGAACCUCUACGCUCAGGGAGCCUACUACACACAGCCGGUGUAUGCUGCCCAGCCGCACGUAAUCCACCACACCACGGUGGUCCAGCCCAACAGCAUUCCCCCGGCCAUCUACCCUGCCCCUGUCCCCGCUCCCCGGCCCAGCGGCGUAGCCAUGGGAAUGGUGGCUGGAACCACCAUGGCCAUGUCAGCAGGAACACUGUUGACCACGCCCCAGCACACUCCUAUUGGACCACACCCCGUUACCGUGCCAACGUAUCGUCCCCAAGGAACACCGGGCUACAGCUAUGUGCCACCUCACUGGUAGAAUCCACCUGCCGAUCAUAUCUGGAGUCACACAUCGUAUGCAACUACUCAAGUCUUACAUUGGCACUCUGUGAUCAACAGGGACCACGUCUAUUUGCAAGAACGAAAGAAAAAAAUGGGUCACUUUAUGCAUUCUUAAAUGUUUUGUAAAAGCUGCUUUUUUAUUUUUUAUUUAAAUAGAAUUUCCUUUUGUGUUUAUGUCUUAUUAUUUUGGGCCUGUGUUGUUGCAUUAGGUUGUUUUCAUUCCACGUUCUCACCAGAUAACUCCUGCGGAACCUCCAGAGUGAUUUUGACCAGCCACGACUCUGUUAACGAUGUUGUGGUCUACAUUUUGCCAUCCUUAAGUAGGAAUUUGCACGGCACAAUGUCAUCGCCAUGUUCAUCAUCACAAGUUAUGCUGCCAAAUUUUAUAACUUUUAAAUCUUAGUACAGUGGGUUUAUUAUUGUUAAUGUUUCUGAAUUAGGCACAUUAUAUUAAUUUCAGAUUCCCUCAUACUGUACCCUUUCAGCAGGGCUCUUUUUGUGCAAGUUUAAUUUCAUAUUGCAUAAAAAAAUUUUCCCCCCC
This is a messenger RNA of Electrophorus electricus (electric eel), 1614 nucleotides long. RefSeq names its product family with sequence similarity 168 member A (gene fam168a). NCBI's taxonomy places the organism in Eukaryota, Metazoa, Chordata, Actinopteri, Gymnotiformes, Gymnotidae. The record is from RefSeq and is a predicted model, not a curated record.